AUGGCUCCUGAUAAGAAGGGAAACAAGCGCAAGGCAGCACCGGUCGCCAGUGACUCUCCCGCCAAAAAAACCAAAAAGGUUGAGGUCAAGACCAAGGCCGUCAAACCCGCCAAACCCGCCGAGGAGACUGCUUCUAAGCCUGCUCUGAAGAAGAAGGAGACUGUUACAGUGAAGUCCAAGGAAACCAAGACUGAGACUGCUCCCAAGGCCAAUGGCGUUUCUACUCGCCAGGCUAAGCCCCGCAAGCGCGCCGCCGACUUCCUGAGUGACGAGGAGACCGAGAAGCCCGCUCCCGCACCUGCGAAGAAACCUGUCAACAAGAAGACCAAGAAGGAGGAGAGCUCUACACAGGCAGCGAAGAAGUCAGCCUCUGCCAAGAUUGGCAAGCCCACACCAAAGCCCAAGCAGGUCGAGCAGGCUUCAGACGAGUCGGAUGAUGAGGACUUUGUGAUCAAUGCUUCUGCGUCUGAAUCCGAGUCUGAGGGUAGUGAAGAGGAGAUUGAUGACGCCGAGGAUGACCAAACCGCUGCUCUCAUCAAGGGAUUUGAGAGCAGCGGAGAUGAGGACGAGUCCGCCGAUGAGGGCUACGACUCCAAGCAGCCCAUUCCUAAGAUUCCCGACACCAAGAAAGCCGAGAAGAAGAUGAAGAAAUUGCAACAGGGUGAGAACAAGGAUGAACCAGGCACAGUUUACGUUGGUCGCAUCCCCCAUGGUUUCUACGAGCACCAGAUGCGCGCAUACUUCUCUCAGUUCGGCGAGAUCACCAAACUCCGUCUCUCGCGCAACCGAUUGACCGGCCGCUCCAAGCACUACGCCUUCAUCGAGUUCGCCUCUUCCACUGUCGCCAAGAUUGUUGCCGAGACCAUGGACAACUAUCUUAUGUUCAGCCACAUCUUGAAGUGCAAGUUUGUCCCUCAAGAGCAGCUGCACCCAGAGGUCUGGAAGGGCGCCAACCGCCGUUUCAAACGCACCCCCUGGAACCAAAUCGAGCGAAAGCGUUUGUUGAAGGGCAAAACUCGCGACCAAUGGUCGAAGCGCAUUGAGCAGGAGCAGCGCAAGCGUCAGGCCAAGGCGGAGAAGAUGAAGGCUCUGGGUUACGAGAUUGACCUGCCCCAGCUCAAGGCCGUAGAGGACGUGCCUAUUCAGGUGCCCGAGGAGCCCAAGGCCGUCGAGUCUGCCCCUGCUGAGGAGAAGGUCGAGGAACAGCCUGCUCAGGCCAUCGAAGCCCCUGCUACCACCGAUGAUACCCCUAAGAAAGCGAAGAAGAGCAAGAAGGCUGAACAAGCCCCUGUCCAGGAAGAGGUCGUAGCUCCAUCAUCCGCUACCAAGUCUCCUGCCACAAAGCCUGCCGCACCAAAGACCAAGAAGGCUGCGAAGAAGACUACCAAAAAGGCCAAGGCGUAA
This is a messenger RNA of Penicillium oxalicum, 1404 nucleotides long. Its product is annotated as RNA-binding protein. The transcript is spliced from 3 exons. Lineage: Eukaryota; Fungi; Ascomycota; Eurotiomycetes; Eurotiales; Aspergillaceae. Gene Ontology annotation, cellular component: nucleolus. The record is from RefSeq and is a predicted model, not a curated record. Gene Ontology annotation, biological process: maturation of LSU-rRNA from tricistronic rRNA transcript (SSU-rRNA, 5.8S rRNA, LSU-rRNA). Gene Ontology annotation, molecular function: RNA binding. Bases 1 to 1404 code for a protein of 467 amino acids.